UUAGGAAUUUUGUUAGAAAAUUUACAUUUGUGGAUGUAAAAUUUAGCAAGUAAAAAUGACAACAAAUUAUAAAUAAAUAAAUUGAAACAGCAACAUUCUUAAGCUGACUGAAGCCAAACAGUACAUGCUUUCAAAGAAAGGAAAAAGAGAGAGCAAACUUAUAACCAAAGAAAUCACAGAAUAUUUGCCAAAAAAAUGCAAAAAGAGGCAAUGCCAAAAUAGAUGAGUAACUGUUUCUAGUCCUCCAUAAAGUUUAUGCAAAAAUAAAAUAAUAAAAAAGUAUUUGCUAAAAAUAAAUGAACUCCCGGUCUCCAAUUUUAAGUAUUUUUUAGCUAAUUUUAUUCACUAUAUUUAUGCCAAACAGUAAAGAACAAGAACAGAAUACUGUGCAUAAGUAAAAAAAAUAAAUAAAAAUAAAUGCUAAAAAUAAAAGAACUUCCGGUCUCCAUCUUUAAACUUUUUAACUUGACAUUUUUUUCCUGUGACGUAACGAACUUUGGAGUCCCACAAUGCAAUGCGAACAAGCUCAUCCACACAUGGCAGUUUGUUUCUUUUUUUGCUGAUAUUUAUUGCUGAGAGUAACUAUUUCAAGCGUGUGUCUUUUCUAUUUAACUAAAUGAAAGUUAAAGUUCUUUCAAGAAACCCGGAUGAUUACGUCCGGGAGACCAAACUAGAUAUCCAGCGUGUCCCCAGGAACUAUGACCCCACCCUCCAUCCUUUCGAGGUGCCUCGGGAGUACACUCGGGCCCUGAACGCAACAAAGCUGGAGCGAGUCUUCGCCAAGCCGUUCCUGGCCUCCUUGGACGGUCACAGAGAUGGCGUUAACUGUCUGGCCAAGCACACCAAGAGCCUGUCCACGCUGCUGUCAGGCUCCUGUGAUGGAGAGGUAAAAGUCUGGAAUCUGUCCAAGCGUGAGUGUGUCCGCACGCUGCAGGCACACGAGGGGUUCGUGCGUGGAAUGGUGGUCAGAUUCUGUGGGACUUCCUUCUUUACAGUUGGGGAUGACAAAACGAUAAAGCAGUGGAAAAUGGAAACGCCAGGUUAUGGCGAGGAGGAGGAGCCACUUAACACUAUUUUGGGAAAAACUGUGUUUACAGGGCUGGACCAUCACCAGAAAGAGGGUGUGUUUGCAACGUGCGGCCAGCAGGUGGACAUCUGGGAUGAGCAGAGGAGCAGCCCUAUCCGCUCUUUCACCUGGGGGGUGGACAGCUUCAGCGCCGUCCGCUUCAACCCUGUGGAGACGGAACUUCUUGGAAGCUGUGCUUCUGACAGAAGUAUAGUUCUAUAUGACAUGAGAGAGUCAGCGCCGCUUAAAAAGGUUAUCAUGACAAUGAGGUCCAACACCUUAUGCUGGAACCCAAUGGAAGCCUAUUACUUUACAUGUGCAAAUGAAGAUUAUAAUCUGUACACAUACGACAUGAGGCACCUGGAGAAGCCCCUGAUGGUUCACAUGGACCACGUCUCUGCUGUGCUGGACGUUGACUACUCCCCCACCGGGCAGGAGUUCGUGUCCGCCAGUUUUGACAAGACCGUUCGCAUUUUCCCCAGAGACGCUGGACACAGCAGGGAAGUGUACCACACCAAACGCAUGCAGCAUGUCAUCUGCAUAAAGUGGUCGUCAGACAGCAAAUACAUCCUGAGCGGAUCUGAUGAAAUGAACAUCCGGCUGUGGAAAGCCAAUGCCGCCGAGAAGCUGGGAGUGCUCGCUCCCAGAGAGAAGGAAGCUGCAAACUACAGUCAGAAGCUAAAGGAGAAGUUCCAGAACCAUCCGCAAAUCCGGCGCAUCGCCCGCCACAGACACCUACCCAAGAGCAUCUACCAUCAGACCAAGGAGCUCCGGGUCAUGAAGGACGCUCGCAGACGGAAGGAGAUGAACGUUCGUAAACACAGCAAGCCAGGAGCCGUUCCUGUGGUGUCUGAGAAGGAGAAGCAUGUGGUCACAGUGGUGAAAUAGACCAAGAAGAACCAGAGUGAUGACAACCACACAGGAACUGUUCAGACCUUUCUGUGUGAAGGUCCAACAGAAGUGACUCGUUAAGACAUUUUAAAAUUUCAAAUAAACUUGAAAAGGCGAACCUUCCAGACUGAUGUUGCUUCAGUGUGCUUUUCAGUUUUCAGCGGUUUCCACUGUUGAGAUUUUUCCCUCAUAGAUAUUGUUCUGCAUAAUAUUGUUUGUACAAUUUGCUUUCAGCAAGGUUUUUUUUUUUUUACCAUAUUCUGAACCUAUGAUUAUGUUGUAAAUCCAAGCAAUUAAAAUUGAGCUGUUCUAAUAAACAUA
Messenger RNA from Oryzias melastigma (Indian medaka), 2278 nucleotides. RefSeq names its product ddb1 and cul4 associated factor 13 (gene dcaf13). Gene Ontology annotation, cellular component: nucleolus; small-subunit processome. Gene Ontology annotation, biological process: maturation of SSU-rRNA from tricistronic rRNA transcript (SSU-rRNA, 5.8S rRNA, LSU-rRNA). Bases 617 to 1954 code for a protein of 445 amino acids. The transcript is spliced from 11 exons. The record is from RefSeq and is a predicted model, not a curated record. NCBI's taxonomy places the organism in Eukaryota, Metazoa, Chordata, Actinopteri, Beloniformes, Adrianichthyidae. Gene Ontology annotation, molecular function: protein binding.